AUGGUACGUCAACAGCAUCCAACUUUACAGUCGAUGGUUUCCUUUGGGGCUAGUUUUGUAUUUGUGAAAGUAUUUAAAGAGCUAAUUGAAGGGUAUCUUCCUGAGGAAUGGAUCCAUGAAGUUAGGUAUCUUGGUAUUGAUUGUGAUGAUUCUGCGGAUAAGUUUUAUACUGUUGAGGCUGUGGGUCUUAAGGAUAGAGAGACGGUUGCUUUAUUAGACAGAAUUGAUGAUAUAAUACAUUCCAGGAGCAAUAAGGAAAUAACAACAAGAUUGACGUAUAAUAACAAUAACAACAUUAAUAGUAAUAAUAAUUAUAAUCACAUCAGUGGUAUUUGGUCUGAUUUGUAUGAGAUGGAUAUGGUAAGUUUAAUUCAUAAUUUAAAGAAAUUUUAUUUGAACAUUGAUAUUAGGGUUUUGGUGGUGAUUUUAAUUUUACUUUUAUUUGGACCUGUAGUAUUGUCACUUUACCAUGAUUAUAAGGGCAAUGCAGCUGAUGCUGCUGUUUUAUCUCCUGGGACACCAGUGCUAAGAGUGGUACCUGAUGAUAAAGUGGAUUUAAAACUGUCGAAUAUGAAUUGUGCAGGUUCCUCCAGUGAUGAAGAGAAUAGUGGAAGUAGUUUACAGAAACUGGAUAAGUUUACAGGUGAGACAUUCCCUAAGGAUACUGAAACGAUAAACACGAGCAUAAUGGAGGAUUUGAAACUUCAAUACAUUUCCUCCUCAGAAACUGGGAUUGUAAUUGAGGAUGAUGAAAGUGGUGAUAUAAAAUCUCAAUCUGGAUCACCAUUAAUCAUAUACGGGAGCGAUUCUAUCGUUCCAACAGCAAGAGAAGAAGAACACCUGGAUCAGGAACGAGCUCAGGACCAAGAGCAAGAACAAGAACAAGAGCAAGAGCAAAAGGACGUGCCAGAGCAGACAAAUGAAAUUGAAAUCAAUAUAACUAAUCUCCCAGAACCAGAUUCUAAAAUCGAAAUUCAAACAAUAAAACCGGUUGUUUCUUCUCCCCAAAAACAACAAGAAAAGGAAAAUGAAAAUGAAAACGAACAACAAGAUAACGAAUCUGAAUUGGCUGCAUCCUUCACAUCAAGCAAAUUGAAAAGUAGCUCAAGAAGAAUAUCUACAAUUAAUCCAACUCAUCAUAUUCAAAUCUCACCAACUAAAACAAUCAAAUUGGACGCUCAAGUGAAUACUGAACAAGCUUAUUCACAACCUUUCACAUACUAA
Vanderwaltozyma polyspora DSM 70294 is the source of this 1224-nucleotide messenger RNA. It is a transcript of the gene NVJ1, whose product is annotated as Nvj1p. Bases 1 to 1224 code for a protein of 407 amino acids. The transcript has a single exon. The record is from RefSeq and is a predicted model, not a curated record. Lineage: Eukaryota; Fungi; Ascomycota; Saccharomycetes; Saccharomycetales; Saccharomycetaceae.